This is a messenger RNA of Pseudopipra pipra, 2449 nucleotides long. RefSeq names its product pyrimidinergic receptor P2Y4 (gene P2RY4). Gene Ontology annotation, molecular function: G protein-coupled purinergic nucleotide receptor activity; G protein-coupled UTP receptor activity. Gene Ontology annotation, biological process: G protein-coupled receptor signaling pathway; transepithelial chloride transport. Bases 167 to 1288 code for a protein of 373 amino acids. Gene Ontology annotation, cellular component: plasma membrane. NCBI's taxonomy places the organism in Eukaryota, Metazoa, Chordata, Aves, Passeriformes, Pipridae. The transcript is spliced from 2 exons. The record is from RefSeq and is a predicted model, not a curated record.
UUUGCUCCCGGCCGUGGGAGAGCGGGAGCGGGCACAGCACGGCAGGGCACAGCAAAGGGCAGCCUGCAGCCCCUCGGCAUGGCCUCCUGCCCCGUGGGGAACGGGCGCUCCCCGGGGGGGCCCCACUCGUGAGAGCUGCCCGGGUCGCAGAUCUGGCUCGGAGAACAUGGCCACUUCAGGGAGGACAUUCCCAGUUGCCCUGUGGACACCGACACUGACUCCCUGGCCAGGAGGGAACACCACUGAGGUGGCCGAGGAGAAGUGUGUCUUCGACGAGGAGUUCAAGUUCAUCCUGCUGCCCAUCUCCUACAGCAUCGUCUUCGUGGUGGGGCUGCCCCUCAACUCCUGGGCCCUGUGGAUAUUCAUCUCCAGGAUGAGGCCCUGGAAUGCCACCACCACCUACAUGGUGAACCUGGCUGUGUCUGACAUGCUCUACGUCCUCUCCCUCCCCACCCUGGUCUAUUAUUAUGCCGACCGCAACAACUGGCCCUUUGGGAAAUGGCUCUGCAAGAUCGUGCGGUUCCUGUUCUAUGCCAACCUCUACAGCACCAUCCUCUUCCUCACCUGCAUCAGCGUCCACCGCUACAUGGGCAUCUGCCACCCCAUCCGCUCCCUCAAGUGGGUGAAGACCAAGCACGCCCGCAUCAUCUGUGUGGGUGCCUGGCUCGUCGUCACCAUCUGCCUCAUCCCCAACCUCAUCUUUGUCACCACCAGCUCCACGGGCAACACCACCCUGUGCCACGACACCACCAAGCCCGAGGAGUUCGACCAUUACGUGCACUACAGCUCCUCUGUCAUGGCCCUGCUCUUCGGGCUCCCCUUCCUGGUCAUCGUCCUGUGCUACUGCCUCAUGGCCAAGCAGCUCGGCAAGUCCAGCCUCUCCAGCCCCAACCCGCGGAUGCCCUCCUACAAGAAACGCUCCAUCAAGAUGAUCAUCAUCGUGCUCGCCGUCUUUGCCAUCUGCUUUGUGCCCUUCCACAUCACUCGCACCCUCUACUACACCUCCCGCUACUUCCAAGCCGACUGCCGGACCCUCAACAUCAUCAACUUCACCUACAAGAUCACGCGGCCCCUGGCCAGCAUCAACAGCUGCCUCGACCCCAUCCUGUACUUCCUGGCCGGGGACAAGUACCGGGGGCUGCGCCGGGGGGCCGCCAACCGGCUCCGGCCCGUGCCCACCUGCGACCUGGCCCUGGUGUCGCCCUACACGGACACCCUCACGGACAGCGGCCACGUGGCCAGUGUCACCCGAGGGACAGGGACAGCACGGAGCGGGGGUGGGUGCUGAGGGGCCCGAGGGGGUUCCAUGACCUCAUCUCUGGGCUCCAUGUGGGCACCCCCAGGUCCCCAGACCUGCCCUGCCCCUGCCCAGCCCCUGCAGGGGCAGAGGCCACAGGGCUGAGGGCUGGAGGCCACGGGGCCAGUCCCAGCCCUGCCCUGGGAUGCUCUGGGAGGAGAGUGCUGGUGCUCACUGGGGCAGGAGAGCACGCGUGGGAAUGGGAAGGACACCGAGGAGGCUCUUUGGGGGAAGCAGGCUGGUGUCCCAUCCCAGGGCACUCCUGGGGACACAAGGGGGUGACAGGUCACUAAAGAGAAGGGACACGGGUCCCUCCCUGGGUAGGCACAGCCCUUCCAGAUGGCUCUGUGGUGAUGUGUGGGCAACAGACUGAACAAGAGGACAUAGCCCACGCUGGGAUCCCCCCUGCCUGUUUGUCAGAGAUGUCUCUGUCACACCACUGGCCUUGGCAGAGGAGAGAUGUGACACGGGGCACCUACAGCACUUGCUGCCCGUCACCCCCAGUAAAGCCCCUUCCCCUUUCCCUUUGCUCCUGCCUGUUUCUCCCUGUAGCAGAAGGAAGAGGAACGAGACACCCACCCUCACCCCAGAGAAAAGCCACCCUCCACCGUGACACCAGUGCCGGGGCAGGUCUGGAGCGGUGAGCUGGUGACACCCCUGGUGACGGGAAUGUGCCUUUAUGGGUGUUUGCUCCUCAAAUGUUUACCCAGCCCUUUUGUUUGACCAAGUGCCUGCACAGUGGAGCAGACCAAGAUUGGUAUCAGUGCUGUUGACUCUCCCAUGCCAACCUGGCAGGGAUGGGACAGGGACAGGGCUGUCCCCAUGGCCCCCCACAACUCCUGUCAGCACAUGCCUUGGGAAGGGACACACCAAAAGCAUCAUCAAGGUGUCACCUCUGCCAUGGCACUGGUCACACAAGCCACACCCCACCAGGAGCUGCCCAGGGGAAGGAAAGGGCCCCAAGGACGGCACAUCCCAGCCCUGUGUCCCCACCCCACCAGUAGUGGUGCCCAGAGAGCCCCUCACUCACCACUGAGCCGAGAGCAGAGCGAGCAGGAGAUCCCCCUCCUGAGCCCAGCUAACCCACUAAGAGCAGCUGCUGCCCCUCUCCUCCCGUUAUAUCCAACGUGGCUCAGGUGCACCCUGGAGCAG